Suncus etruscus (white-toothed pygmy shrew) is the source of this 2097-nucleotide messenger RNA. RefSeq names its product glucose-fructose oxidoreductase domain-containing protein 2. Bases 298 to 1455 code for a protein of 385 amino acids. The record is from RefSeq and is a predicted model, not a curated record. Gene Ontology annotation, biological process: extracellular matrix organization. Gene Ontology annotation, molecular function: nucleotide binding. Gene Ontology annotation, cellular component: extracellular matrix. Lineage: Eukaryota; Metazoa; Chordata; Mammalia; Eulipotyphla; Soricidae. The transcript has a single exon.
GUUCCUUAGAAACCAGGCGGCGCGGCGCGCUGGAGGUUCCCGGUGGUGGCGGCGCUCAACUAGGGGCCGGGCCGUUCGCCCGCGCGUCCCCGUCGGCCUCUCCUUCACCGCGGAGGGCUGCGGGCGGCGGCUUGUCGGGGAGGCGGCAGGCAGCCUUCGGGAAAUCCGUCGAGACGCGACGCCCGGUGUCCGGGCGAUGCCAGCGUGCCAGGAGCCAUGUCUGACCAGGCGCCAGGAAAGGCCAUCUUCCUCCAGGAGGCCCUGGUGAGGAGAUGAGUUGGUGAGCGACAGGCCGGCAUGAAGACGCUCCCGGGAGUGGGUGUGUUUGGGACCGGCAGCUCGGCCCGAGUUCUGGUGCCCCUGCUGCAGGCUGAGGGCUUCACUGUGGAGGCCCUGUGGGGGAAGACGGAGGAGGAGGCCAAGCAGCUGGCCGAAGAGAUGAACAUCACUUUCUAUACCAGCCGCACGGAUGAUGUCCUGCUGCAUCAGGAUGUGGACCUGGUGUGCGUCAACAUCCCACCUCCACUAACCCGCCAGAUUGCCGUGAAGGCACUAGGUAUUGGGAAGAACGUGGUGUGCGAGAAGGCGGCUACCUCUGUGGAUGCCUUCCGGAUGGUGACGGCCUCCCGCUACUACCCACAGCUCAUGAGCCUGGUGGGGAACGUGCUGCGCUUCUUGCCCGCCUUCGUGCGCAUGAAGCAGCUGAUUGCGGAGCACUACGUGGGUGCCGUGAUGAUCUGCGACGCCCGCGUCUACUCGGGCAGCCUGCUCAGCCCCAGCUACGGCUGGAUCUGUGACGAGCUCAUGGGCGGCGGCGGCCUGCACACCAUGGGCACCUACAUCGUGGACCUGCUCACCCACCUGACGGGCCGCCGGGCCGAGAAGGUGCACGGGCUGCUCAAGACCUUCGUGCGGCAGAACGCGGCCAUCCGCGGCAUCCGGCACGUCACCAGCGACGACUUCUGCUUCUUCCAGAUGCUCAUGGGCGGCGGCGUAUGCGGCACCGUCACGCUCAACUUCAACAUGCCGGGCGCCUUCGUGCACGAGGUCAUGGUAGUGGGCUCGGCGGGGCGCCUGGUGGCUCGGGGAGCUGACCUCUAUGGACAGAAGAACUCUGCCUCCCAGGAGGAGCUGCUUCUCGCGGACUCGCUGGCCGUGGACACGGGGCUGCCCGAGCGGGGGCCCCACGACGUGCCCCUGCUCUACCUGAAGGGCAUGGUCUACAUGGUGCAGGCCCUGCGCCAGUCUUUCCAGGGCCAGGGUGACCGCCGCACGUGGGACCACAGCCCCGUCUCCAUGGCCGCCUCGUUUGAGGACGGGCUGUACAUGCAGAGCGUGGUGGACGCCAUCAAAAGGUCCAGCCGCUCUGGGGAGUGGGAGUCGGUGGAGGUGCUGACGGAGGAGCCCGAUGCCAACCAGAACCUGUGUGAGGCGCUGCAGCGGAAUAACCUGUGAGCCUGGAGCCUGCUUGGGGCCCCUAACGGGGAGGGCAGGGGCUAUGACAGGAGGCUGUGAUCAUAUUUUUAAUUUCAGGAGUCCAUGUGGUUGGGGGGAGCAAAGUCCUAUAGGCUCCCCAGAAAUGUGCACUCUGGCAGCUGGUUAACUUUCAGACUUGUAGGCCAACACAGCUCAUGGUUGCACAAGGAUGGAGAAGGGCAGCAUCCUCUGACAGUGGGGCUGCAGUGGCUUCACUUGGGGAGACUGUGACUUCACUUCAGGGGCUGCUGCACCUGAAAUCGUGUUUCUCCCUGAUGAGAAGCCCAGCCAGGAGCCUGCUGGGCUGGGCUCGUUCCCUUGUGCCUGAGAAAUGACAGGAAGGCUCGUUCCUAGGCCCUCCUUGGCCAGCUCAUCUCAGGAAAGAUGGAGGCAGCCAAUCCUCCUUCAGGAUCUCCAGUCCUUGGCCCUGCCUUGCAGCUCUGCCCCUCUGGCCUCCAGGCUGCCCCUCUGCUAGCAGGGAAGAGAGGGUCCUCCUUUAGCUGAGAGCACUCAGGAUCAGCUGACCUAGGGCAGGGGGCCUCUGAUUCGCAGAGAGUAGCUUCUGAUACUGUUAAUAAAUCAGGAUCUGCAGCACCACAAAAAAAAAAAAAAAAAAAAAAA